Messenger RNA from Meyerozyma guilliermondii ATCC 6260, 1335 nucleotides. RefSeq lists its product as uncharacterized. Bases 1 to 1335 code for a protein of 444 amino acids. The record is from RefSeq and is a predicted model, not a curated record. The transcript has a single exon. Gene Ontology annotation, molecular function: S-adenosylmethionine-dependent methyltransferase activity. Lineage: Eukaryota; Fungi; Ascomycota; Pichiomycetes; Serinales; Debaryomycetaceae.
AUGCCUCCCGAUAUCUACGCCGCUUGUGCCGCCGCCUGCAUUGCAGCUGUCCUUGUGUAUUUACCUGUACUUCCCGCAGUCAAACUUGCAGCGGUAUUCGUUGCUGCCAACGUGUUCUCUCGUACCGCCAUGUUUCAAAACUGGGUGCGUAGAGCUGCCGGGGCCCUCGAUACCACCGUGGCCGCCGCGAGAAACGAACGACUCGUUCGAAAUAUUGUACCUGGAACCAAAUCCGAGGGUAAUGAUUCCCGGUUCAUGCAGCUUCGAGAUGCGGGUCGCUUAGAAGUGUUAACUGCAAUUCGCCUGCUUGAAGCAUAUGCAGCCAAUUGUAAACGCACCAGUGCUCGGCGUCACCGACUUUUCAAAAUGAUGUCAUGGCGGCAACAGAAGCUAUGCACAGAAGUCGGAUAUCUUGACAAGUUGGCCGAGAUGGACCGCCGAGUUGGCGAUAAUCAAAAGUUUCUAUCGGCAAUUGCAAAACAUGCAAUUGAUCAUUAUGGCAUUAAGUAUCGUGAUUUUGAUCUUUUACGAAAUCAUGAAGACGAGGCAAAGAAUUCAUCUUCGAACUAUCGUGUUAUAGAAGCACUUACGCAUUUUUCUCGGGAUUGGGAUGCAGAUGCACAAGAAAUCGAGCCACUCUUAAAUUAUAUAAAACUGCAUUUGUCGCAAUUUGUUCGUGAAAAUGAACUCCGUGAUACUUGUAUAAUAGUGCCUGGUUCGGGCCUUGGACGCAUAGCGCAUGAGAUUGCAUCAUCUGCGCCGUAUGCGGCAGUUCAUGCAGUGGAGUUUAGUGGUCUUAUGCAUAUUUGCAACCAAUUCAUGUACUCGCAGGAAGGUGCAUAUGUCACCUACCCUUAUGUGCAUAAUUGUUCCAAUUUUACUUCCAUGGCCAACCAGUUUCGUACUUCAAAGAUUACGACUCACAAAAAGCCAGAAAGCCUUCAUUUGCAUCAGGAAGACUUUCGCUACUUUAAACCAAACUCGUAUAAAAACGUGGUUGUGGUAACGGCAUUUUUCAUGGACACGGCAGAAAACUUGAUUGACUAUAUGGAUACUAUCAAUGAGUUGACUCGCGGCCAGAAUGGGGUCAAAAAUGGCUACUGGAUCAAUGUGGGUCCUCUCAAGUACGGAACAGCUGCUCGGGUGGAACUCAAUGCCGAAGAAUUUGCCCAUUUACGAAAAAGAAUGGGCUGGCAAGAUAUUGAUAAUCGUAUUAGUUUGGAUGAAAACCAAUUGGUUGGGUAUACUACUGACAAAGAAAGCUUGUGGCAGGGGUACUAUGGGCUUGCGAUGUGGGCGAGCAAAAGGAAGUUGAGUGAAAAGGAAGUUGAGUGA